GUAUAUUAUUACGUCUGGAAAAGUCUUAAACUCAAGCACGCAAAACUCACAUAUUUCCAGACUUAGUGCACCUUCUGGAAGCUCCAAUCGCACCUGUUUCAGACUAGAAACCGAUAAGUGCAUCAACACGCGCAGUGUGAAUUUAAAAUCAUUGCUAAUUCGUUUCUUAAAUCAAAAUGACCCAGUUAUUAAGCGAAUAAGGUCGAAUUCAUCACCCGGGUUCCUGUAGUUUUUGUUGCGUGAGGUUGAACUUUCUGUCAGUGUCAAUGGAGAAGAAAAAGAAUUUUUGCUCGUGUCGACUUGCGGCCCAUCAGGAAUCGGGAAGAGUGAGAUGGUGUGUGGGACAUGAGAAAGACUGGCAAAUUAAACUCAAACGACUCGUUUUUGUACCAAUUAUUCUGCUCCCCAUUGUCAUUUUCAUCGUUUUCCUUACACGAUACUCCAGUCUUGCCAGUGGCAACGACAAUAAUCUUAUCUCAAUGAAAAAAUUCGACGAAACCGAAAUUCUGGAAGAUGAGGACCGGAGAGACCUCCUUAAAGACGUGAAAACCUCAUACGUGCCUGAACUUUUAAAUAACAACACUUUCACUAAAAUAAGGCAAAAAAGAGAAGUUACUUUAAGCCAAGAAAAUUUUACUGAUUACGAAGAGUUGCGUAAUGACACAGAAUUAGAAUUUUACAAAAAUUUUGAAAGCAAAUCGCUGGAGUGGACAUUAUCUCUCCCACUUGAUCAGGAAGGUAACGAUUUAUUUGAGCUCGAUCAGAGCCAACUUGCCCCACCCUCCCCUAACAAAUCGCACGCACUCUUUUGGAACAGUCGACUGAAUUAUGACGAAAUCAGAGAAUUGCAAGCUUCGACCAUGAGAAAAUAUAUGAAUGAAUCGGCCGAUCCCUGUGAGGAUUUUUAUGAGUAUGCUUGUGGUAACUGGAAUAAAUAUCACACAAUUCCCGCCGAUAGAACCUCAUAUGAUACGUUCGAGAUGUUGCGCGAGAACUUGGACACCGUUUUGCGAAAUCUUUUGUCCGAAGCGAUGGAUAAGGAAUAUUAUUUUACAAACGGCACGAUGAAGGCGGCCGACAAGGCGCGAUUUUUUUACAGAUCAUGCAUGAACGAAGAAAGGCUGGAGUCGAGGGGUGAAAAGCCGCUGAUAAAAUUACUCGAUGAAUUAGGAGGGUGGCCGAUUAUUCAACCAGAUUGGGACGAUACAAAUUUUAAACUCGAGGAAUUAAUGGCGAAUUUGAAAUUAUACAAUAAUGAUAUUUUGAUAACUGAAUGGAUUGGGCCGGAUAUAAUUAAUUCGAAAAAUUACAUUAUCCAGAUCGAUCAGACGACGUUAGGUCUACCUGGAAGGAGCUAUUUUCUCGAUCCUUCCUAUUCAAAAUAUCUUCGUGCAUAUAAGGUUUUUAUUCUUGCUGUGGCCUCUAUUUUGGGGGCGCCACUAAAUGAGGCGAUCCAGGACGUCAACGAUGUGAUCACUUUUGAGACGAAAUUAGCAAACAUAAUGGUUCCUAGCGAAAACAGACGAAACGUCACCGAUUUAUACCUCAAAACUAGCAUCGGUGCCUUGCAAAAAAUUUUCCCGCAGUUUGAUUGGGUACAUUAUUUUAGCAUCGUCUUAGGCAAAGAAGCCGAGUUGGAAGAAUCAGUGGCGUGCUACUGCAUGGACUACUUACACAAAUUAUUUGAUAUUUUAGCGCACACUACGCCACGAACCGUUUCGAAUUAUCUAAUUUGGAGGUUCGUGCGGCACCGAACCAACAAUCUCGAUAACAGGUUUUUAAUGGCAAAACAGAGGUUCUACCACGUUUUGUUUGGGCGCGAAAAAUCGCCCCCUCGGUGGCAGUUCUGCGUGUCCCAAGUCAACUCUAAUAUGGGAAUGGCGCUUGGUAGUUUAUUCGUCAAAAAAUACUUCGACGAAAAUAGCAAAAACGAUACUUUGGAGAUGACAAAACAACUGCAAGAAGCCUUCCGCUUAAUCCUCAAGGAAAACAAAUGGUUGGGUGACGACACCAAAGACUACGCUCGCAUGAAAAUCGAUAAAAUGAACCUCAAGAUCGGUUAUCCCGACUUCCUUUUAGAUCAGGACGAGUUAAGCGAAAAAUACUACGAUGUUGACGCACACCCCGACUAUUUUUUCGAAAACACGUUGAGUAUUUUGCGACAUUUGACCCGAAUUGAGCAAAGGAAGAUCGGGACUGAGGUCAAUAAGACGACGUGGGGCACAGCCCCGGCGGUUGUUAACGCGUAUUACAGCAGAAACAAAAACCAAAUCAUUUUUCCGGCUGGGAUUUUGCAACCACCCUUCUACCACAAACACUUCCCGAAAUCGCUCAAUUUUGGUGGAAUUGGAGUCGUAAUAGGGCACGAAAUAACGCACGGAUUUGACGACAAGGGGCGCCUGUUCGACCACUAUGGAAACCUCCAACAGUGGUGGAAGGAGGACUCCAUUUACAACUUCCACCAACGCGCGAAAUGCAUGAUUGAUCAGUACAACUCGUACAUUAUUCCCGAUGUGGAUACUUAUAUGGACGGGUUUAUCACUCAGGGGGAAAAUAUCGCCGAUAAUGGGGGAUUAAAACAGGCGUUCAGGGCUUAUGAAACGUGGCUAAAACACAACCCCGACGCCGAUGAAACCCUCCCAGGAAUUAAUUUAACCGGGCGGCAACUGUUUUUCCUGAAUUUUGCCCAAGUGUGGUGCGGUAAGCAAAGGAUUGAUACGGUGAAAAGUCGAUUAAAAGUUGCCGUCCAUGCUCCUGGCAUAUUCAGAGUUAUUGGCUCUCUCAGUAAUUCCGAAGAUUUUGCAAAGAUUUACAACUGUCCUAUCAACAGUGGGAUGAAUCCAUCCGAGAAAUGUAGUUUAUGGUGAAUCACAAAUUCAUAAUAUACAAUAUUUUAAUCAGGAAGUGAAGUAACUAGUCAAUGUUUUGUUAUACAUUUAAUAUUUUUUUGUAUAAAAGAAACAAUAUACUUAUGUCAUUUGA
Messenger RNA from Tribolium castaneum (red flour beetle), 2982 nucleotides. Its product is annotated as neprilysin-4. Gene Ontology annotation, cellular component: plasma membrane. NCBI's taxonomy places the organism in Eukaryota, Metazoa, Arthropoda, Insecta, Coleoptera, Tenebrionidae. Gene Ontology annotation, biological process: protein processing. The record is from RefSeq and is a predicted model, not a curated record. The coding region runs from base 267 to 2867 and encodes 866 amino acids. Gene Ontology annotation, molecular function: metalloendopeptidase activity. The transcript has 17 exons.